CAGAGUACAUAAGCCUUGAUUCAGUUUAAGAAAAUCUAACGUUUCUUGCUUGUUAAUGGAUGGUUUGUUUACAAAUGAAUAAAACUCCUCUUCCUGUUGCCUCCUCUCAAUGCAUCGACAUAGCUGCAGGUGAGAAGGACAGAGUUUCUGAGCUUGAGACCUGAGAAGAGCAGAAGAAGAGGAGGAGGAGGUACACAGGAAGUAAGGAAUACACUAAACUUGAAGAGGGCAAAGGAGGCAAUCAAGAGCAUCAAACUGAGCCGAUGUCAACUGAGCUGGCUGAGGUUGUCAGCGCUGACCUCUGACUAACACACAGACACUUGCACAAUCCUGAACAAUGCCAGCAGGAGGACAGAGGUUUUCUGACAUGGAGAUGUUAGUAGGGAUGGAGGAUGAGCAAGUGGACAAGGCCAGAGGCAGAGCUGGGAGCUGUGUGGAGUUUUACACUAUCAGGAAGAUGAAAACCUUGGCCCAGAGACGGCAGUCGGCUCCCUCGCUGGUCAUCAGCAAAGCACUUACCAGAUCCAGAAGCACAUCCAGGGAAAGCUGCCUGACGCCAGUCAGCCCAGAGUCGUGUCCGCUUGUCCAGGCCUUCCUUGCUGAAAGUCCAGGCCGCCUAUUCCUGGGUCACGCCCAAACGCAGCUAAAGACAGGCCUGCAGACCCAGGAGAGACACCUCUUCCUCUUCACGGACACACUGCUUGUUGCCAAGGCCAAGUCUCCCACUCAUUUUAAAGUGAAGGCCCAAGUCCGAGUGUGUGAGAUGUGGACUGCCAACUGCAUGGAGGAGGUGUGUGAAGGAAGCACCAACCCAGAAAGGAGUUUUGUCAUGGGCUGGCCCACCUGCAACUGUGUGGCAACCUUCAGCUCUGAGGAGCACAAGGACAAAUGGUUGGCGCUCAUCAAAAGUCGGAUAACUGAGGGAAAAGAGAAGGAUGACCCCAAGACCAUUCCACUCAAGAUAUUUGCAAAGGAUAUUGGAAAUUGUGCAUAUGCCAAGACGCUUGCUGUUAGCAACAAUGACAGCACCACUGAUGUCAUCCGCAUGGCUCUGCUGCAGUUUGGCAUAUCCGGUUGCGUUAAAGACCACCGCUUGUGGGUGAGCUCCAGUAAGGACGAUCCUCCAUACCCUCUCAUUGGUCACGAGUUUCCAUUUAGCAUCAAGAUGAGCCACAUUCGGGAUGGUGGGGGAAACAGUGGAGGACUGGGAGGAGGAGUGGGAAGGGAUCCAGUGAGUCCCACAGACUGUCCAGGGGUGCUGCUGCUGGACCAGUGUCUCCCUCCAGACACGCAGUGCCAGUUCAUCCUCAAACCCAGCAAGGUUGCCCCAGCGCAGGCUCAACUUAUAGAGCCUGGUCAGCAGAAGUCUUUUAAGAGAAAGAGGUCUCUGAUCAACUGGCCUUUCUGGAGAGGCUCCAACACACAGCUGGAUGGCCAGCCCCUGUCUCCGACCUCUCUCUCUCCCACUCAGGGACGGCUGUUCGGACGACCCCUGAGCUCCAUCUGCUCUCCAGACCACGGCCUGCCCAAGCCUGUCAUGGACAUGUUGGUGUUCCUGUACCUGGAGGGGCCCUACACCAGGGGCGUCUUCAGGCGGUCAGCUGGGGCCAAAGCCUGCCGGGAGCUUCGAGACAGACUGGACAGUGGGGCUGAGGACCCGGAGAUCUCACACCAGUCUGUGUUCAUUAUUGCUGCUGUCCUCAAGGACUUCCUACGAAAUAUCCCAGGCAGCGUGUUGUGUGUGGAUCUGUAUGACCAGUGGAUGGAUGCGAUGGAGGGGGAAGGAGGGAAAGAGAGGACACAAGCUAUCCAGAGGUUGCUCCACCUCCUGCCGAGUGACAACCUGCUUCUGCUGCGACAUGUGAUUGCCAUACUGCACUGUAUCCAAGGCAACGCCCAUGACAACCAAAUGAAUGCCUUCAACCUGUCUGUCUGCAUCGCUCCCAGCAUGCUUUGGGCUCCGGCGCCAACCACCCCCGAGAUGGAGGGGGAGAGCACCAAGAAGGUGUGUGAGCUGGUCCACUUCCUCAUAGAGAACUGCAGCAGCGUCCUGGGAGAAGACAUCACCUUGCUGUUCAGAAACUUCAGCCAGAAGAGCAACAACAGUGACCAUGGAUCAGAUGUGUCGUCCUUCCAGAUGAAUGACUCGUCCUAUGACAGUCUGGAGAAUGAGCUGAAUGAUGACCCUGAGUCUCCCUACCAGGAGCAGCUGCCUCUCCGUGACAAAGACAAGCCGGACAGCCGCAGCCGUGACUCCGUCAUUACUCUCAGUGACUGCGACCCUGAUCCCGACCCUGAGGCCAACCUCCUACUGCAGCUCCCCCCGCUGGCCAGACCAAGGAGGUUCAGUCCUGCAGUUCGACAGCCCCGCACCCGCCAGGCCAAUGGCCUGUUGCAGGGUCCCAGGAGGCUGAGGAGGAGUUCGGAGCCUGCCUUGGCCCUAGCAAGCACACCACCGCCAGGCACAGUGACAGCUCAUGCUAACCAUCACCUGCCAGUAAGGAAAGCAAGUUAUGAUGCUGCCAUGGAAGGGGAAGGAGAGGAGGAUGAGGAUGAGGUGUUUCUGGAGCAGGGGCUGAAUGGGCUACAGCUGAAGGAAGAGGGAGAGAGUGGAUGUGAGAAGGGAGGAGCCAAAGUCCAGAGUGGUGGGUGGAGGAAGGUAAAGCAUGCCCCUCCACCUCCAUUGCGACUAGAUGCCAGCUGUUCCAGUCUGUCAUCACCAGCAACCUCACCCACAGGUUCCUCCCUCAGCUCUUUAGACUCCGCCUUCUCACAGUAUUCUACUGACUAUGCCACCAAUGGAGUGAUGCCAUUGGCUGAACCAGCUCCUCUCUCCCCUCUCUAUCCUGGACGGCCACAGCUGUCACCCAGGGGCUCCCCACCUCAGAGGGAAGCCACGCCUCAUUUUCCACAGCCCACUCAGCCCCCACGGACCAGCCAAACCACCUCCCAUCCCCAUGGCCUCCAUCCUAACACAUGGCUCAAGAGAGACCGCCGCCUGUCACUAAAGCAGCCUGAUAAUGGACACACAGAAGAGGACUUGCCUGUGGUAAAUGGGAAAAUCCACCCAACCAGUAAUGGCUACUCUGUCGGUGCCCAGGAGACUGUGGUCAUGAACGAAACUGCCAACUGGAGAUCCAGCAGCCCUCCGUCCUACCAGCAGGCUCUGCUGCAGCUGCAGCACAGCCGCUCCCCUUUCUACAAAGGGACAGAGAAACCCCUGACAGUCAGAGAGCUGAGGCAGCUCCACGACCAGACCUGUACCUACAGACCCCCAAUCUCAGCCUCUCAUAACAACCCCAAACCACCCACUGGAAGUGAAGUCACACAAACGCUGGCUGGAAAUGAGUGUGUGCAGCCCCCACAGGGUGUUUUCUAUGGACAGAGCUCCACCACUCUGGUCCUCCAGAGGCAAAAGUCUCACUCUCUAACUCCGGCCAUAGAGGGACACAGAGGGAGAAAGACCCUUCCCCUCCCUCGCAGAGCAUCUGAACCUUCCAAAGUCACUGCAAACUCUAACCUCUCCUCCAGCCACACCCUGGACAGACAUCGCAUUUCUAAGGGUCAGACCAAAGAUGGUGGCCUGAGGGUGUCAGAUGUGGAGCCCAACCACGCUGAACCACGCUUCUGUCUCUCUCCCUCUGCCACCAGGGCUGUAAGGGACUACUUUUCCUCACAGGAUCAGGAGGAUGCAGACGCCUGCUUGCGGAGGAGUCAGGAGGUGGCUCUAGCUAUUGUCCAGGGGAAGAGGGAGUGGCAGAGCAGGCGGUGCAGUGACCCACGAGUGGACGACUUUGAACAGCUUUUUUUUGCAGAAGAGUCUUACGUGUAAAUAUGAACAUUGUACAGGCAAACUGUGUAUGAGAGACUGAUAUGUUCACCUGUAUACAACUGUUGUCAUUACUGAUGUGAUUUUAUUUCUCCAUAGACACCUUUUUCCUUCUGGCAGCAGUAGUUAGCCCAAUACAGAAAGGUGUUGCAGUUUACUGUAAUGGUACAUCCAAGGUUUAAAAUUGUAAAAGGUACAGAUGCUCUUCCUGUUUCAGUGGUUCUUCUUAUGGGCAUAAUCUGCAUAUUGUGACUGGCAGACAGUACACUGAAAAGUUUGAAGUUGUUGGUUAUAAUCAAUAAUAUACUACAAAAGAAGUUUAAAAGUGUUUCCAUGUAUAUGACAAUGACAUAACCUUAUAGCAUUACAGAUGGGAUCCUCAAAAAAUAUUAGUAUUGCAUGAUUCAGUGAUUUGUUACAGCAAAGAUGUAAAUACACAGCCUGUACAUCUGGAUCUGUAAACAGUCAUUAAAGCUGCCUUUAAAAUGGCAAAUGGCAAUGUCAGCAUUACAGCCCUCUAAAAAAUAUUUUUUAUCUGGCAGUGGGUCCUUGUUUUACCAUCAGAAUGUUUUGUUGCUGCACAUGAAGAAAUAAUGAAGGAAGAAGAGAUAUUCAGAAAUGAAAAAGAAAGGACAAGGAAGUCUUAUCUCAAAAGUUCUUAGUCAAUGACACAUUUUUGUAGUCAGCUUUAAGAGUGAAAAUGUUUUAUAUAUUGUAGUUAAACUAAAUUUAUAUUAACAUUAGUGAAGUUCACAAGUAUGCUAAUGAACAGAAACAUACCAGGGACACAAGCAGGGGUAACAGGCAUUUUAGGGGCUACAAAAGUUGGCACAACAACUGUUUGCAAUGCUGCUCUUUGUAGCAGUAAAGACAACAAUAUGGUCAAGAUGACUGCUAUGACCUAAAACAAAUACUAUGAGCAUGCCUUCAGUUCUAUCUGCAACACCUGUGAUGUUUGCUGUAGUGCCAGAGGAGGAAAUGACAGAUGUCCCCACUGUAAAUACUUGUAACUUAAGAAAACAAUACAUCUUACCACCUAUUUUUAUGGAGAUUGUACCUUUUAUGACCUGUUGCAUCUGUUAAGUGAGCUAUUACUCUCCAGUGAAGUGUUUAUCCAUCUGAAUCAGUGAAUCAAUAGGGCCGGUAUUUAUUCAUAUGAGCCGAGUUUCUAGACACACAGCACAGUGUUGUACUCUGUAGCUCUGGUUUAUAUCUCUGUGACCUGGGAGGGAUAGGAGGUGGGGUAAGAAGAAAAACUGUUGUUCUGCAUGUAUGCUUGUGUGAAAGAAAGUCAGAGUGCUGCUGAAUAUAAUGUGAUCAUUGACAGCCAGUCCUGGGCAGGAAUGUGAGAAAGAUGUGCCACUGAGAGAGAAAUCUCCUUUAUUCUUGCUUUUAUAGCACUUCAUUCAAACCCUUUUAGUCUCUCAAGAAUGUCAAGGACGCAGCCUGUUGUGUGUGCGUGUGUGUGUGUGUAUGUGUGCGUGUGUGUCUGUGGGUGUGCUGAGUUGAAUGCAACAUUGAAAAACAGUUUUGCCAGCUGUUGUAUGUUUAUCCAUAAUAAUAUUAUUUUUGUUUCAGUGUUCAUGUCAUUGCAGUGCUGAUUUCUUAGGUGACACUUUACAAUAAAUGACCUUAUUUCACUGUGCAUUAAUGUACUGCAAAGUAUGUAAAUACAUACCCGUAGAUAAUAUAUUCUUAGCAAAAUCUAAGAGCAGUUUCGCUGAGUAUUAACACAGUGUUAUUAUGAAUUUAAUUUCUCCACAGGUUCACACACUGGAAUAAGGCCAUUGUCAUGUUGGGUGUUGCCAUUUUAAUUGUCUCAAAAUGUACUUUAUCCUGUAUUAUUAAUAUUGUAGUUCUUAUCUCCAUUACAGUGAAUUGUGUUCAACGUGCAUAGCUCUGCAUAUUUAUGAUACAGAAAUAUAUAAAUAUAUAUAAAUAUAUUAUCUUAUUCCUUUGGUAUUGUUGUGUGAGAAAAUCAUGUGUAUUUUUGUACAUGCCAAUUCUGCUGCUGCUGUCUCUAUAGAAAGUAUAUUUGCUACAAAAUGCACCAUUUGUAUAUUGUGUACAUCUGAUGUCCAUUGCUCACGAGAACAAAACAUUGAUUUUAAUAAAUGUUGCUCUUGUGAAAUUA
Molecule: messenger RNA, 5963 nt
Organism: Lates calcarifer (barramundi perch)
Lineage: Eukaryota; Metazoa; Chordata; Actinopteri; Centropomidae
Gene: arhgap20
Product: Rho GTPase activating protein 20
Biological process (GO): signal transduction; regulation of Rho protein signal transduction
Molecular function (GO): GTPase activator activity
Source: RefSeq, a predicted model, not a curated record